This is a messenger RNA of Knipowitschia caucasica, 1230 nucleotides long. The record is from the annotation of a GenBank genome assembly. NCBI's taxonomy places the organism in Eukaryota, Metazoa, Chordata, Actinopteri, Gobiiformes, Gobiidae.
AUGACUUCUCCAGGGAGCUGUUUCCGUUCCCUUUUCAACUACUAUACCGAGAAAUAUGUUGUCACUAAAAACAGAAAGAUCGGAAUCAUAUACAGACUUUAUCAGCUGUCUGUGCUGGCGUACAUAAUCGGUUGGGUGUUUGUGGUCAAGAAAGAAUACCAGGAGAAAGAAGAAUCCAUUCAGAGCUCCGUCUUCACAAAACUCAAAGGUGUCGCUAUGACCAACAGCUAUGGCCUUCACAUAUGGGGUGAGGAAGACUACUCAAUCCCUCCCAGCGGUGAGAAAAACUUCUUUGUGGUGACGAAUUACAUUGAGACUCCCAAUCAGAAGCUGGGGUUUUGCCCCGAGAGCUACAACGUUCCAGGUGGACGAUGCGUGAGCAAUGCAGACUGCAAGAAAGGCGAGUCUAUCAUAGCUGGUCACGGGAUCAUGACUGGUGUUUGUGUGAAAACAACUGGGACAUGUGAGAUCCAAGCCUGGUGUCCUGUUGAGAAUAGCACCAAGCCGCAAAAGCCGAUACUAGGAGCAGCUGAAAACUUUACCGUCUAUAUCAAAAACUUCAUUCGGUUUCCGUUAUUUGAUUUCUCCAAGUCGAACAUCAAUCCAGAAAUCUACGGAGCCAGCUACCUUAAGAAUUGCACCUACGACAGCAAGCGGCAUCCCUACUGUCCCAUAAUUCGUCUGGGGCAGUUGGUUAACUGGACAGGCAAAAACUUCCAGGAAAUGGCGUCUAAUGGUGGUUCUGUCGGGAUUGAAAUCAAUUGGCAGUGCGACUUGGACAAAGACUAUUCUCUCUGCAAGCCCCAAUACCGGUGCAUAAACUUGGGUAAAAACAACUUGGGAACAAACACCACGGUACCAUACAACUUUAGGUAUGCUAAGUAUUUUAAGGAUUCAAACGGGAACAGCAUUCGCACUUUGUAUAAGGUGUACGGGAUCCGCUUUGACGUGAUGGUGACUGGGCAGGCUGGACGCUUCAGUAUCGUCCCCACGAUGAUAGCGUUGGGCUCAGGGUUCGCUCUUCUUGGGGUUGGCGUCUUUGCCUGUGACACGAUUCUACUCUACAUGACAAACGCAGGUGAAUUCUACAGAAAGAAUAAGUAUGAAAUGAUCAUGCAGAAAGCUUUGCAAAAGGAGGAGAAAGAUACCAAAGCGUCUUCAGAGAGCAAGCCGAUUCACUCGAAGGAUGAAACAGAAGAGAUGUCCACAUUCAUUUCAUCAACACCAUAG